AUGAUCUUCAACGAGAAUGACAAUUUUGGUCAAUUCGCUUGUCGCCAUUUGACCGCUUUCAUUCGAAUCGGUUUCUGCUGUGUGCUUUUCGUUUUGUUUUUGGCUGGAGCUGGAACGAUUGUGAUUUUGACGAAAUCGAUCAAAAUGGUGAACAUGACUGAUGGAAGAAUUUUCUCUGACGAAAGCCGAGCUUUCGCGCGACUGGGACUUGUGGCU
Mesorhabditis belari is the source of this 216-nucleotide messenger RNA. Lineage: Eukaryota; Metazoa; Nematoda; Chromadorea; Rhabditida; Rhabditidae. The record is from the annotation of a GenBank genome assembly.